AUGAACGUCCGACCGCGCUGGAGAGCAGCUGCGUAUCAUCCUGUAUGCAAGCAUUCGGCGAAGUUAUUGAGAGGAAAAGAAAGACAUUUGGGAAAAGGCGGCGCCAUCAUCAUGGCGUGGCCGGUUGACCCUACCGUGAAGCUCGUGCUCGGUAUUCUAGGCAAUGUGACGGCUAUCACCUUUUUCGUCUCGCCUCUCAAGACCAUGCGCACGAUCUUUCUCGCGCGGUCAGUCGGAGACUUUUCGGAGCUGCCCUACGUGAUGACAAUGUUCAACUGCCUGCUGUGGACGAUGUACGGGCUGCCCGUGGUGGAACCGGGGCGCGUGCUCGUGUCCACCAUCAAUGGCACGGGGGCUUUCUUUUCUGCCCUUUACAUCAUCCCCUUCCUUGUGUUCGGCACUAGGCGCAUCAAGAUCCGCACAGCAAUCUACGCAAGCGUGGCGUUGCUGCUCUUCGGCGCCAUUCUCCUCAUCACCUUCCUCGCCUUCCACACGCCAGCCGCGCGCACCAGCUUCCUGGGGAUCACUGGGUUGGUGGUGACGAUAGGCAUGUACGCCAGCCCACUCGAUGUCAUGCGCACCGUCGUGCGCACCAACAGCGUCGAGUUCAUGCCGCUGCUGCUCUCGCUCGGCCUGUUCCUCAAUUGCCUUGUGUGGUCUGCAUAUGCAACAUACACCAUGGACAUCUAUAUGAUUAUACCCAAUGGCGCUGGUAUAGUCUUAGGUUUGGCACAACUCAUACUUUAUGGCAUUUACUCUAGGUCUGACAAGACAGGAGCAGGUCUGGUUGCAGACAGCGAGAAGCAAAUGAGCAGGAAGGCUGUUGCUGGGGCGUUGAGGGGUGAAGGGUCAGAUACCACGAGGCACAUUCUGGGAUUGAGCACUUGCCUUGGUCUCUGGAAAGACGCAAUUUCUCCGGAAGAGAUGGUGGUUGUGGAAGGGAGAUGA
Molecule: messenger RNA, 948 nt
Organism: Closterium sp. Yama58-4
Lineage: Eukaryota; Viridiplantae; Streptophyta; Zygnematophyceae; Desmidiales; Closteriaceae
Source: the annotation of a GenBank genome assembly